Messenger RNA from Coprinopsis cinerea okayama7#130, 1326 nucleotides. Its product is annotated as salicylate hydroxylase. NCBI's taxonomy places the organism in Eukaryota, Fungi, Basidiomycota, Agaricomycetes, Agaricales, Psathyrellaceae. Bases 1 to 1326 code for a protein of 441 amino acids. The transcript is spliced from 8 exons. The record is from RefSeq and is a predicted model, not a curated record. Gene Ontology annotation, molecular function: FAD binding; monooxygenase activity.
AUGUCUAACUCGCAAGGCUUUCGACAACUCCAGGUCGCGAUUGUUGGUGGCGGUAUAGGUGGCCUCUCUGCAGGCAUUGCCUUGCGUCGCGCCGGUCACUUGGUCUCUAUCUUCGAACGCCGCGGCUUUGAUGUCGAGGUCGGCGCCUCUAUCUCUUGCGCUGCCAAUGGAUCUGUCCACUUGGAGGAGUGGGGGAUCGACAUCAAGGAGAUGAGCCCUGUUUCUUUGAUGAAAUUGACAAUGCGCGAAUGGGAAACGGGAGAGAUUCAGGGCGUCUACGACUUGAGCAACUAUGAGAAUGAAUGGGGUAGAGUUUACUAUAUGCUGCAUCGUCAAGACAUGCACAAGGUCCUUCUGAGGGUUGCUACUGCCGAAGAGGGUGCAGGCACCCCUUGCAAAAUCUUCAAUGAUUCUCAAUGCGAGUCAGUUGACUCUGAACGCAGAAUAGUCAGAUUCCAGAAUGGCAAGACUGUUCAGGCAGACUUGAUCAUUGGUGCAGAUGGAAUUCGAAGUGUUAUCAGGGAGCAGAUCGGCGUAAAGCCCGACAUCAAGUCAUCUCCGCAGACCUGCUACCGUUGCAACGUCCUCACUAAAGACAUCAAGAAGCUUGGCCUUGUAUCGCACUCGUACGAACCAGCCAUCCAAUUCUGGGGCGGCUCGGAAGGCAGGAAUGGGCGUUCAAAGUACUACAAGAUCGUCAUGGCUCCUUGCGCCAAUGGCGAAGUCGUUUCAUUCUAUUGCUUCAUGCCCACUGAAUUGACCAACCAUCGCGAGGAGGGAUUCACCUUCAAGGAGUGUCCUGUCUCCGACAUUCUUCAAGGCCGAUAUAGCGACCUUGACCCCGAAUGUCUGGCCCUGCUGAAGAACUCUCGCGAUCGCAUGCCAUGGAGACUCUACGUCCACCAGCCCUAUACUCACUGGUACACCAAGCAGACUUGUAUUCUCGGCGAUGCCGCGCACCCUAUGAUGCCCCAUCAGUCCCAGGGCGCUUGCAUGGCCAUCGAAGAUGCCGCCGCCCUUGGUAUCAUCUUUUCGUCCAAGUACCCAGAGUUCACCAGGGAUGUCGAGGCUGGUUUACGACUCUACCAGGCUAUUCGAAAACCGCGUGCUACCAUGGUUCAGGCAGCUAGUGCCAAGGCCACUGAAAAUGUCGCCGAGCGUAUUGGUUUCACCAGUAUCGACAUUGCAGACGAGAUGUUGAGACCCCAGGCCGGAGGAUUGACUGUCAAGGAAAUGAAUGAAUACAAGAUGCACGACCAUGUCGCGGCAGAGGUUGCGAAGCUCAGGAAGAAUAUGGAGUUCCCUCAGGAAAUGGCUCACCUGUAA